AUGUGUUCGGUUGGGUUUAAUGGGGGACAUAGAGUUAAAGACGGAGUUUGGGACUCAGGAGGAGCUCUGAGGACUAUCGGCGUGGGAUCGACUCCUCCAGAAUUCGUUCACCCGGCGCACAAUGUGACAGUCGUCGAGGGUCAGGAAGUCACGCUUAUGUGCUCCGUCAGCAGUCUGAAGGAUUAUAAGCUCGCCUGGGUGCACGAAGAAUCCCAAACCAUCCUGAGCAUCGGCCGCCAUCUGUACACCCGCAUCCCGCGCCUGAGCCUGCACGCCGACCACCACUCCGCCGCCCUCACCGUGUCCCCUGUGCUCUCCACGGACAGGGGGUGGUACAUGUGCCAGCUGAACACCAACCCCAUGACCUACACAAGGAGCUACCUGCAGGUCCUGGUUCCUCCCACGCUGGAGGACUGGUCGGGGUCCUACGUGGAGGUGCGAGAAGGGGUGUCGGUUCGCCUGACCUGCAACGCCCGCGCUUUCCCUCCUGCUCUGACGACCUGGAGGAGGAGCGAUGCCGAGCCCAUAUUCCGCACGCCCAAGACAGGACAAAAUCGUAGAGACAUCCUGACUGAUGCUACAGAGCAAAAUGUAGUUGACGCGCCCGUCCUCUGGCUCGGGAGGGAGCUGGUGGGCGUGAAGGCGGGCGACGACAUCACCCUCAACUGCUCCAGCGAGGCCAACCCUCCCCCCUCGCACUACUGGAGCGCGAACGGCACUAAUGUGACAACUAGUCACAAGUAUCAGGUGGACGAGAUGCGGCUCUCAACCAGGACAGAGGUCUUACUCACCAUCAAGAGUGUCGGGCCCAAGGAUUUCACUCACUACAGAUGCCAUGCUGUGAAUCCCAUUGGGCAAGCGGAAGGUACCAUUCGGCUGUAUGGUCCUAGACUGUACUCAGGUAGUAAAACCCCACAUAAUAUAAUCUACCAAAACUCUAAUUACACCUUUGUUCGUCUUACUUUCUUCCCGCACCAAUGA
Penaeus vannamei (Pacific white shrimp) is the source of this 981-nucleotide messenger RNA. NCBI's taxonomy places the organism in Eukaryota, Metazoa, Arthropoda, Malacostraca, Decapoda, Penaeidae. The record is from RefSeq and is a predicted model, not a curated record.